Penicillium cataractarum is the source of this 447-nucleotide messenger RNA. RefSeq lists its product as uncharacterized. NCBI's taxonomy places the organism in Eukaryota, Fungi, Ascomycota, Eurotiomycetes, Eurotiales, Aspergillaceae. The record is from RefSeq and is a predicted model, not a curated record. The transcript has a single exon. Bases 1 to 447 code for a protein of 148 amino acids.
AUGGCGUCAUCGUGGACUAGUCCUGGCUUCAGCUCCAAGUCUGGGACUAGCACGAACUGGAUGGAUAGUAACUUUGUUCAUGAUCAAAGUCUAUCUCAACUCGGAUCGCCGCCCGACACGACUUGGUAUCAAAGUCAGUCGUCUACAAACUCCUCUCGUGGCUCACUGAUCCCAGAGAUAUCGGAAUGGCCAACCCACAACCCGCCGUACCUCCCGUAUGCUCAAUCCGCUCCUGUCGAAAAGCACCAAGGCCGCAACGCAGGCCCAUAUCAGCCCCAGCAUUUGGCAGCACAUGACGCCCUUCAAGUCGCUCUCAGCUCUCGAGCGAGCAUACACACCUCUCCCCACAGCAUCACUGGUCUACCAGAAAUCCGCACUCCUCAUGAAGAUGGCGAGCCCAAUCGUGGGGCUCCAAAUCCUUCACGCCGACGAGCAAGGAGAGUGUAA